AUGACUAAUACUCCUUAUCUGUGGGACAAGGUCAGGGUCUUUAAAAGUGCUAUUAGGUCGAACCACAAUAUGGUUAUUGUACGUCACGAAUAUCUGCUAAGGCUAAACGUAGCAGCAUUUAGAGAUGUUAGAGAACAUCGAAAAAUUCAAAUGGCUCAUCUGCUUGAGAGUCAUGAUUGGCGGGAGGUUUUUUCUGUCACUGAUUGUGAAUUGAAGUGUGAUGGGCUAUCUAACACCCUUUGGACCAUGUUUAAUGAGUGUUUCCCGCUGAUUUCUGUUCGUAUAUCCUCAAGAGAUCCUCCUUUCAUUUCACCAUUGGUUAAACAUCUUUUGAAAUUUAGGAAUAGGUUGCUAAGGAGAUCUAAACGGCUUCCUGUUGGCCUUGAGGACAGAAUCAACCAUCUUAUUAGGGAAAAUCAACGACAUGCUGUCAUGCAGGAUUCUUGUAUGUCUGGUAGGGGCUCGCGUGCCUGGUGGUCUACUGUCAAUACCAUCACUGGAAGAGGUACUGAGCCCAGUUGA
Messenger RNA from Pocillopora meandrina, 522 nucleotides. Lineage: Eukaryota; Metazoa; Cnidaria; Anthozoa; Scleractinia; Pocilloporidae. The record is from the annotation of a GenBank genome assembly.